Cyphellophora attinorum is the source of this 651-nucleotide messenger RNA. RefSeq lists its product as uncharacterized. NCBI's taxonomy places the organism in Eukaryota, Fungi, Ascomycota, Eurotiomycetes, Chaetothyriales, Cyphellophoraceae. The record is from RefSeq and is a predicted model, not a curated record. The transcript has 3 exons. The coding region runs from base 1 to 651 and encodes 216 amino acids.
AUGAAGAACGCAAUCGUCUCGACCAUCGCGGCCGCCUUGCUUGCCGCUAGAUUCACACGCGCACAAGACACCGUCCUGUCAACAGCGGCAUUGCCCACAGAUACACAAAGUGAAACGUUACCCUUGGCCACCCAGACUCCAUCGACCACAUUUCUUAGCAGUACCAUCACCUCAAGCGCGAGCUUGACGAGAUCGACGGAUAAUGACGCCGCGACAACAUAUUUCGUCGAACUAGCCUCCCCACCAGAUGCGCAGACUCUGGCAGAGUUCGAGUCUGAGCAAUUCACUUUGGUUAAUGGCCCUUCCACUUUUGCCUUCGAUCUCGACGGCGAUAUCGCAAGCACAUCCAUCUCCAUGAACAUCAAAUGCCAAGUGACCAGAGCCGACAAGGACUAUGACUGUCAAAUCACCGCAGCCGUGGACGGUAUUACCGAAAGCAGCAAUGUUGCGAUUCCGACCAAGUCGCUGGAUUGGCAGACCUUCUCGGCGACCGUCACGGCCGGACAGGAACUCAUGAGUCUCCCUACUGCCGAGCCUGGUGCUGGAGCGAGUGAGAGUGGGAGCUCGAGUGAGAAUGGCGUCUCGCGGGCAUCUGUCAGUGCUGCCGCGGCUCUGUUGGUGGCAGCUGUUGGUUUGCUGUUCGCUUGGUGA